Molecule: messenger RNA, 1215 nt
Organism: Chinchilla lanigera (long-tailed chinchilla)
Lineage: Eukaryota; Metazoa; Chordata; Mammalia; Rodentia; Chinchillidae
Gene: Tsfm
Product: Ts translation elongation factor, mitochondrial
Exons: 6
Coding region: 78-1055 (325 amino acids)
Biological process (GO): mitochondrial translational elongation
Cellular component (GO): mitochondrial matrix
Molecular function (GO): protein binding; translation elongation factor activity
Source: RefSeq, a predicted model, not a curated record
UUUUGGCGCUUGCGGCAUCCCGUCGGCCGCCGCCGCCCCUGUGCGCCAGCCGGCGGAAGCGUGGCGCGGUCACAGAUAUGUCGCUGCUGCGGUCCCUGCGCCUGUGCCUGGUCGCGCGGACGGGGAGCCACCAGGCGGGAGCCCUGCUGCUGCGGCGGGCCCAGCCGGGGCACGCGUUUGGGGCUGCGCCCCGCCCCUCUUCCUCGGCCGCCCGCAAGGACCUCCUUAUGCAGCUGCGGCGGCGGACAGGCUACCCCUUCGUGCACUGCAGAACGGCCCUGGAGGCGUGCGGCGGGGAUCUCGGCCAGGCAGAAAUCUGGCUCCACCAGCAUGCCCAGAAGGAGGGCUGGAGCAGAACUGCCAAGCUGCAGGGGAGGAAGACUAAGGAGGGCCUGAUUGGGCUGCUGCGGGAGGGCAGCACCGCUGUGUUGGUGGAGGUAAACUGUGAGACGGAUUUUGUUUCCAGAAAUUUAAAAUUUCAACAGCUGGUCGAGCAAGUAGCCCUGGGAACCAUGUUGCACUGUCAGAGCUUAGACAGUCAACGCUCCACAUACAGCAAAGGCUUCUUGAAUUCCUCUGAGCUUUCUGGACUUCCAGCUGGGCCUGACAGAGGCGGCUCCCUGAGGGAUCAUUUGGCCUUAGCAAUUGGGAAACUGGGAGAAAACAUGAUCCUGAGACGAGCUGCGUGGGUGCAGGCGCCGUCCGGGUUCUACGUUGGCUCCUACGUCCACGGAGCGGAGCUCAGCCCCUCCCUGCACAACCUGGCGCUAGGGAAGUACGGCGCCCUGGUGGUCUGCGAGACGGCGCAGCGGCAGGCGGACCUGGAGGACGUCGGCCGCCGCCUCGGGCAGCACGUGGUGGGCAUGGCCCCACUCUCCGUCGGCUCGCUGGACGACGAGCCCGGGGGAGAGGCAGAGACCAAGAUGCUGGCCCAGCCGUACCUGCUGGACCCCUCCAUCACGCUGGGGCAGUACGUGCAGCCCCGCGGCGUGUCCGUCGUGGACUUCGUGAGGUUUGAGUGUGGAGAGGGCGAGGAGGCGGCAGAGGCCCAGUAGGCUCCCGAGACUCUGCCCGGGAGCAAGUGUGUGUCUUUUGCUCUGGACGUCAUGGCAGGCAGUUGCUUCCUGCGCCUUUUUAAAGCCCUGAAUUGUGUUUUCAUUUAUGAUGACAUUAUGUACUUCGCAGGUAGUUAGUCAAUAAAACAGUGAAAUGGUA